GUAUGUGCCCUAUAUGAGUGUGUGUACAGCAGGCCUAAAACAAUGGCCCUCUCAGAUUACAUCUCUCUGUCUGUGGAGGCUGUAUAGGGGGGCAGGACAACUCCCACUGGCUACCCCUCCUGCCGCUCCUGUCCGGGCUGACGCUCUGAUUGGCUCAGGCCACAUAUAUAUUUACAGCAUGGGUUCAUCAAAACUCACUACAACUUUCAAACUCAGCACAAGAACUAUAUACCGUCUGGAGGGCAGGAGUUACAAAACUAACAUCUGUGGGAUUUUAUGCUUCUCUGAAACAAAGGGUGCAGCCUUUUCUAACUCUUUUUCUUUCUUUUUACAAUUCAUUUCAUUUGGGUUACUGGUCAGUCUAUAUUUAAAGUAGCUUAAAGUAGUAAAGAGGUGUUGAUUCUAUUCCAAGACAACAGCGUGCUUUAACCGUGGUGGUCUUGCUGGAAUGAAUAUAUCUGAGUCUAGUUGCUGUCAAGAGGCCAGUUCUCAGCCCAGCCAGGUUGCGGAGCGUGGGACAUGGGGUGCCUCUUCCAGCACUCCGGGCCCUGACCGGGGACAUGGUUUUGACCGCAGCCGGACCACAGAGCUGGCACCGGUGCCUGGCUCUGGAACACGGACGGGGUCCCGAACCGGAGCAGAGGCCAGGACGGGAAGCCCGGACUCAACCCGCCCUGGAGCUCUGACCCUGGGCUCCAGCGAUGGAAAAUCAGGGGGGGAGUCGAGGAUCAGGAGGCCGAUGAAUGCCUUCAUGGUGUGGGCUAAAGACGAGCGCAAACGUCUGGCCAUCCAGAACCCAGACCUGCAUAACGCCGUGCUCAGUAAGAUGCUGGGUCAAUCCUGGAAGGCUCUAAGCACACUAGACAAGCGUCCGUUUGUGGAGGAAGCCGAACGACUCCGUUUGCAGCACCUCCAGGAUCACCCGAACUACAAAUACCGCCCUCGCCGCAAAAAACAGCCCAAGAAGAUGAAACGAGUGGAACCGGGUUUGCUCCUCCAAGGCCUCGCUGGCGGCCCGGGCCCAGGAGAAGCUUACUCGCAACAUCGCCAUGCCCAUCAUCUGCUGCCUCCUCUGGGACACUUCCGAGACCUCCACCACUCCGGAGUUUCGGAGCUGGAGAGUUUUGGCCUGCCAACGCCGGAGAUGUCACCAUUGGACGUGUUGGAGGAGGGAGGCGGAGAUUCAGUGUUUUUCCCCCCUCACAUGCAGGAAGAUGUGGGUCUGGGUUCGUGGAUAAACUACCACCAACAUCCAAACCAUCAAACUGGCCACCACCCUCAUCACAACUCCCAUAACCUCCAGCAUUCCCACCCACACCUCAACCAGAAGUCUCCGCUGGCCUGCCUCCCGCUGCAGGAGAAAUGCCUGGUUGUGGAGUCCACGAACCCUAACGGUCUCUACCCCAACAUGAGCCUCCCUGAAUCCUCCAAGGCUCCUCACACUCCCACACCUGCAGGCUAUUACGGUCAGAUAUACGGGAGCAGUCAGUCCCAGCCCGCCUUCACCUCUCAUCUGGGCCAGCUGUCUCCACCGCCCGAGACCUCGGCAGUCGCUCAGGUCGCUCCACCCUCUCUGGACGCUGUGGACCAGCUGGGACCCUCGGCCGAGUUCUGGGGCGAAGUGGACAGGAUCGAGUUCGACCAAUACCUGAGUGUGAACAGGACUCGAUUGAGUAGGAACGCCCCUUGCGAGGAGAGCAGCGCUUUGAUAUCAGCCCUGUCCGACGCCAGCAGCGCCGUCUACUACAGCGCAUGCAUUACGGGAUAAACCCGCUUCUCCGCGCUGUCCUGAAGUCUGGUGCACAUAUGGCUUUUUUGAGUCUCAGAUCUUUUUGAUUUAUUCGAGUUGCCUUCUUCAGGGAAUCAUCUUGCCCGGUUUCACGAAUCACUGGAGGUUACUGAACUCUAUACAGGAUGGUUCUCACCGUAUAGACUUCACUAAAUUACAUUUCACAGUAUGACUAGUCAUUUCUGGUCUUGAUAACCUGUACUUUCUGAGACUGUGGCCGAUUUAACCGAUAAUUUUGCUGACUCCAUCCAGCUACUGUAUGCUUACGGUCUCAAAUGAGGGUACUGGGACGUGGAAGUCAAGAAUGUGAAUAUUUUUUGCAAUGCAUAUAUAUUUGUCUUUUUAUUUGCUUUUUAUAAUGUUUAUUUCUAU
Molecule: messenger RNA, 2161 nt
Organism: Carassius auratus (goldfish)
Lineage: Eukaryota; Metazoa; Chordata; Actinopteri; Cypriniformes; Cyprinidae
Gene: sox18
Product: SRY-box transcription factor 18
Exons: 2
Coding region: 449-1768 (439 amino acids)
Biological process (GO): positive regulation of transcription by RNA polymerase II; angiogenesis; vasculogenesis
Cellular component (GO): nucleus
Molecular function (GO): DNA-binding transcription activator activity, RNA polymerase II-specific; RNA polymerase II cis-regulatory region sequence-specific DNA binding
Source: RefSeq, a predicted model, not a curated record